AUGCCUGUAUAUAAGCACUUAUUGCCUGUUAACGGUGCAUGGAGACAAGAUGUCACUAAUUGGCUUAGCGAAGACGUUCCUUCUUUUGAUUUCGGGGGUUAUGUUGUUGGGUCUGACCUGAAGAGAGCCAACUUGUACUGCAAGCAAGAUGGUAUGUUGUGUGGUGUUUCCUUUGCGCAAGAAGUCUUCAAUCAAUGUGAAUUGCAAGUUGAAUGGUUGUUCGAAGAAGGCUCUUUCUUGAAACCUUCGAAGACAGACUCCGGCAAGCUUGUUGUGGCCAAAAUAAUCGGACCUGCUAAAAACAUCUUAUUGGCAGAAAGAACCGCUUUGAACAUCCUCAGCAGAAGCAGUGGAAUUGCCACAGCCUCGCAAAAGAUUGUUAGUUUGGCACGUUCGACUGGCUAUAAGGGGAUCAUUGCGGGAACAAGGAAGACUACACCGGGAUUACGUAGGUUAGAAAAGUACUCUAUGCUUGUCGGUGGGUGCGACACCCAUAGAUAUGACCUUUCAUCAAUGGUAAUGCUUAAAGACAACCACAUUUGGGCUACUGGUUCUAUCACCAAUGCAGUAAAGAAUGCCAGGGCUGUGUGUGGGUUUGCUGUGAAGAUUGAGGUGGAGUGUUUAAGUGAGGAUGAAGCGACAGAAGCCAUUGAGGCUGGUGCAGAUGUCAUCAUGUUGGAUAACUUCCAAGGUGACGGUUUGAAAAAGUGUGCUCAAAGUUUAAAGAGCAAGUGGAAUGGUAAAAAACAUUUCCUCUUGGAAUGUAGUGGAGGCUUGAAAUUGGACAACCUCGAAGAGUACUUGUGCGAUGACAUUGACAUUUACAGCACUAGUAGUAUUCAUCAAGGUACAUCUGUGAUUGAUUUCUCAUUGAAACUCGCACACUAA
Molecule: messenger RNA, 888 nt
Organism: Saccharomyces mikatae IFO 1815
Lineage: Eukaryota; Fungi; Ascomycota; Saccharomycetes; Saccharomycetales; Saccharomycetaceae
Gene: BNA6
Product: nicotinate-nucleotide diphosphorylase (carboxylating)
Exons: 1
Coding region: 1-888 (295 amino acids)
Biological process (GO): NAD+ biosynthetic process; quinolinate catabolic process
Cellular component (GO): cytoplasm
Molecular function (GO): nicotinate-nucleotide diphosphorylase (carboxylating) activity
Source: RefSeq, a predicted model, not a curated record